Malassezia japonica is the source of this 1890-nucleotide messenger RNA. It is a transcript of the gene SYR1, whose product is annotated as arginine--tRNA ligase. NCBI's taxonomy places the organism in Eukaryota, Fungi, Basidiomycota, Malasseziomycetes, Malasseziales, Malasseziaceae. The coding region runs from base 1 to 1890 and encodes 629 amino acids. Gene Ontology annotation, cellular component: cytoplasm; mitochondrion. Gene Ontology annotation, biological process: arginyl-tRNA aminoacylation; mitochondrial translation. The transcript has a single exon. Gene Ontology annotation, molecular function: arginine-tRNA ligase activity; ATP binding. The record is from RefSeq and is a predicted model, not a curated record.
AUGAGCCACCCCCCCAUUCCGCCGCAGAAGGCUUUCCAAGGUGUGGAUUUGUUCCACAAGCUGCCCAAGCUCCCGGAGCUGGAAGGCACCGAUCCCGCCUCGGCCCCCCAGGAUGCGUUCCGUCUUGCGAUCGCCGAUCAGCUGUCCAAGACGCUGAAUGUGCCGCUGAAGGACGUGUUCCUCGGCGUCGCCCCCGGCGGUAAGGACUCUGACUUCAAGGUGGUCCUGCCCCGUUUCCGCCUGCCGACCAAGGUGGACGAGCUGCAGGAGAAGGCGAUGAGCGAAUUCAAGCCGAACGAGUACGUGGAGCGUGUGUCCAAGCAGGGCCCUGCGCUGCUGUACCACGUCAAGGUCGACACGCUUAUUGCCUUUACGCUCGCGACCGUGCACGCGAUGACGUACGGCGCCGGCGCGUUUGUCGACGCCGACGGCAAGAAGCGCCCGUCGUACGGCUCGAACACGUCGGGCCGCGGCAAAAAGGUGCUUGUCGAGUUCUCGUCGCCCAACAUUGCCAAGCCCUUCCACGCCGGCCACCUGCGUAGCACGAUCAUUGGCGCCUUUCUCUCGAACCUGUACGAGGCCAACGGCUGGGAGGUCCACCGCCUGAACUACCUCGGCGACUGGGGCAAGCAGUUUGGUUUGCUGGCCCUUGGGUGGCGCCGCUUUGGUGACGAAAAAGAGCUCGAGAAGGACGCGGUGCAGCACCUGUACAAUGUCUAUGUCCAGAUCAACAAGCUCGCGGAAGAGAGCGAGGAGGGCGAAAAGAUCCACGACGAGGCGCGUGCCUUUUUCAAGGGCAUGGAGGACGGCGAGCAGGCAAACCUCGUCGAGUGGGAAAAGUUCCGCGACAUUUCGAUCAAGCAGUACGAAAAGACGUACAGCCGCCUGAACGUCCGCUUUGACGACUACACCGGCGAGUCGAAGGUGUCCAAGGAAGGUCUCGAAAAGACCAUGGGCAUCCUGCGCCAGGCCGACUUUACCACCCGUGAAGAGAACGGCGCGCUGCUCGUCGACCUCACGCCGUACAAGCUGGAAAAGGCGGUGAUUGAGCGCAAGGACGGCACGCCGCUGUACCUCACGCGCGACAUUGUCGAGGCGCAGCAGCGCUGGGAGAACUACAACGGCUUCGACAAGAUGAUCUACGUCGUGGCGUCGCAGCAGGAUCUGCACCUGGCGCAGUUUUUCAAGAUCCUCGAGCUGAUGGACGCGCCGUUUGCGACCAAAGGCGACUCGAAGCUCCUCCACAUCAACUUUGGCAUGGUGCAAGGCAUGUCGACGCGCAAAGGCACCGCCGUCUUCCUCGACCACAUCCUGGACGAGACCAAGGAGCACAUGCACGAGGUCAUGAAGAAGAACGAGGCCAAGUACGCGCAGCUCGAGGACCCCGAGUACACCGCCGACAUUGUCGGCAUGACCGCCGUCAAGAUCCAGGACAUGUCGGGCAAGCGCAUCAACAACUAUGCGUUUGACUGGAAGCGCAUGUUUUCGUUCGAGGGCGAUACCGGCCCGUACCUGCAGUACAACCACGUGCGUCUGUGCUCGAUGGAGCGCACCAACGCAGAAGACGGCCUGGUGCUCCCGAAGGAGGACCUCGACGUGUCGACGAUGCAUACCGAGCGCCUGCAGGGCAAAGAGGCGCUCGAGCUCGUGUGGCUCAUUGCGUCCUGGCCGGAUGUCGUCAAGACCGUGAGCCGCGACCACCAGGCGUCGACGAUCGUUACGUUCUGCUUCAAGCUGACGCACGCCAUCUCCUCCGCCUGGGAGAAGCUCCUGGUAAAGAACCAGGAGCGCGACGACGCGCUCGUCCGCCUGUGGCUCUACCGCUGCGCCAAGGACGUGCUCGGUAGCGCGCUGCGUCUGCUGACCAUUACGCCGCUCGAACGUAUGUAG